AUGGGGAGGCUAGUGUUUUCCGAAUGUGUUUAUUCCUUUCAAAAUUUUAUAACCAUUUCUUUCUCUUUUCUUUCUUCAUUUAUUUUCUUUUUUUUUAUUCUUUCUUUCUCCUCUAUUCAUCUUUCCUUUCUCUUUGGUUUUCUUCCUUACUUUCUUCUUACUGGAUUUAUCUUUUACCUUUCUUUCUCCUCUAUUCACCUUUUCGUUUUCUAUUUCAACUUUUUUUUCUCUUUUUAUUAUUUCUAUUUAUUUUUCUCUUUUUGUUUCUUCCUUUGUUUUUUAUAUUCUCUCUUUUUUUUUUUUUUUUUUUUUUUUUUACUCUCUUUACCAUUUUCUGCUUUUUUUUUCUCAUUUUUCACUUUUUCUUUCUUUUAUUUCGUCCUUUCUCUAUCUUUUUCUUUUAUAUCCUGUCCUUCUAUUUCUUUCAAACUUUUGCAAUUUUUGCCUUUUCUGCCUUUUUAUUUUAUUGUGGGUGGAGGAUGGGAUCUUUUUAUUUCAUCUUUUUUCUCCUUUGUUUCUCUUUUUUGUUGUUUCUUUUUUUUGCUUUUCUAUACGUUUCUUCUUUCUUUCCUUUCUUUUUCUUCUUUGAUUCAUUUCAUCUUUUUCCUUUUUCUUAUUUGA
This is a messenger RNA of Acanthosepion pharaonis, 621 nucleotides long. NCBI's taxonomy places the organism in Eukaryota, Metazoa, Mollusca, Cephalopoda, Sepiida, Sepiidae. The record is from the annotation of a GenBank genome assembly.